UGUUGCACGUGUUUGAAGUUUCACAUAUUACAAUUUAAAUCGUGCUGACAACGGCUGGUAAUGGGUAAAUUUCGAUCUAAAUUGAAGCGCCAUGGCAAGGGCAAAAACUGGAGCAAGGGCCAGUCGGCCGUGUCGAAUCCUGAUCAGAUGAAGCAUCGCCUGAAAGCAAAAUCUCGUUUCUUUCAGCCAAAUUUGAAUCUGGCGGCAGCAAGCAGCCCCGCCAAUGGACUUACCAUGGAGGCGGUGCAUAAGCAUGAACAGCGCCAAGCUUAUAAUUCGGAAACGACAACCAUUAACGACGUGGCUGGCAGCUUGAAGUCCUUUACACUAGAUGAUGAUGACGGCAUGUCCGGCACGGGUACACAGACCGGCACCUACAAGACAUUUCAGACAUUUGCGUCCAACUACAGCAGCUGCAGUAACAUGAGUUUCAAGAAGCUGCUCACCGGCUUUCGUGCUUCCUCCGAUCUGCACAAGGAAAUGUUGGCCAUUCUGAGUGCACUGACUGAAAUUAUACGUGAACGUGGCGGCUCUGAAAGCUCUACCGAGUAUUUCCUGCUCUUGAUAAGUCAAAUUGAGGCAGCCAGUGAGGAGCGCGAUAUUAUUGCUGGCGUUGCUUUGCUCUCCAUGGGCAUCAAGUCAGUUCCAGCGCCUGUGCUGCGUAAACGCUUUGCCCAAACAGCGGCCACACUGCAGCAGCUGCUGCAACGCUUCAUGGAGUCCAGCAGUCAGUCAGUAAUACGUUAUUUGAUUGGCUGCUUGUCGGUGCUGCUGCGUGCACAGGAGUACGCCACAUGGACGUACAGCUCCACUUUUCAGUACUUUGAUGCGCUGCUGGCGUUCAGCAUUCACUCCAGACCUAAGAUACGCAAGGCGGCCCAGCACGCCGUGGUGUCCAUAAUACAUGGCAGCUGCUUUAUGCUGCCCACACCGCCAGCAGACGAUGAUGAGCAGGGCGAGGAGCAGCCACCCAAGGUGAAGAAUCAUCCGGCCAGUAGUCGUGUGACCAAGUUCUGCUUGGCGCAGUUCAAGCCCGAGGUGUUGGCCAAUGCACAGACCACAGUGCUGCAUACGCUGGCGCUGCUCAAGGAUACGCUGCCCGGCUUUCGCACUGAGGACAUACGCAGUGUCUCCGAGCAUCUGCUCUCCAUUAUGACGGCGGCCAAUGUACUAGUGCGCACCAAUUGCCUGCAGGCGUUGCAUGCACUCUUCCUUACACGAAGCCCCAAUUUGAAUGCCUCGCUGUGCGCCAAGCUGCUGGCGGCCAUACACGAGUAUCGUCCAGAUCGCAGCGAUGUGCGUCAGACACUCGCCUGGAUCACUGUGCUCAAGGAGGGCUAUGUACACUUGGCCAAUCUGCAGUUGGAUCUCUGCAUGCAAGCGCUGCCGCGACUCUUCGAGAUCUGCACGACAGAUCUGUGGAUGUCGGACCGCAACGAGUUGGUCGUGGGCGUCUCCAACUGCAUCAAGGAGCUGCUGCAGGAUUGCGUAGCACCUGCCUGCGCUACCAAGGAGCAGGCGGAUCAGCAUCGUCAGUCGGUGGCUAGGAUUAUACUUGCGCUGCACAAGGUGCUCAAUGCGCCCUUUGGCGAAAUCUCCAAAUAUGUCAUACUCAUAUUCUCCAUUGUCUUCGAGGUCUGUGGCAAGCACUUUGGCGCUGAGCUGAGUGCUUCGCUCUCCACCAUAGGCAAACGCUAUGACAGCCAAGGUUCACUGCGUCUGCAGAUUGAGCACACGCUCAUAAGCGCCAUCAAAGCACUGGGCCCUGAGCUGCUGCUGAAGGCCAUACCGCUGAGCGAUUCCAGCGGCGCUGUCAGCUUGGAGCGCUCCUGGCUGCUGCCGCUGAUGCGUGAAGGUGCCACGGGCGCCAGCCUGCAAUUCUUCAUGGAGCAGCUAGUGCCGCUGGCGCUGGACAGUCAGUCCAAGUGGCGUCACUUUGCUGCGGAGGGCGUACAAAAGAAUACCAGCAAGGCUCAUGUCUAUGAGCUGCUCUGCUGUCAGAUAUGGGGCUUGUUCCCCGGCUUUUGUCGCCAGCCACGUGAUCCGCAGUAUUUGAGUAAGCUGGCGCCCACACUGGGCAAUGCACUGCAAGACAAUCCCGAGUUCCGCGCACCCAUCUACGAUGGUCUCAUGGAGCUGCUCGAUGACAACCAAAGCGCCGAGUGUCAUGCGGCCAUUGCCCAAUAUGCGCGCAACUUUCUGCCACGCCUCUUCAAUAUCUAUGUGCAAAAGCCCAGUGGCAGCUAUGAGGCGGAGCAGCGCAAGCGCGCCUUGGAGGUCAUCCGUCUGUACAUAGCACGUGCGCCCGCCGAGGUGCAGGCGCAGCUCUUCGAGACCGCUCAAGGUCUGCUCGCGGCCAGCGCUGUGGCGAGCUUUGAGUACGAUGCCUACUUCGACAUCAAUGCGGCCAUUGUGCGCGUCCAGAAGUGUCGCGGCAUUGAGGCUUACUUUGAGACAUAUAUGGCGCCCGUGCUGCGCAACAGCAAGUCCAAGCUGGUGGCCAAGGAUGAGCAGAAGCUGAAGAAGCAGCAGCGCAAGACAUACGAAUUGUUGCGUGAGCUGAUGACCCUGGAGCUGCCCUCGUGCCAGAAGUUUACACGCAAGAACAGCAUUUCGUUGCAGCAAAUCUUACUCGAAGCCUUCACCACCACCUGCAAUGUUUGCCAGGCUGCCCGUCUGCACUGCUUGAAGUCGCUGCUGGACUGCCGCAGCAAUCUGACCUAUAACGAUCAGCUGGUCAUGAAGGCCAUACCCGAGGCUGUGCUCAACUAUAGAGAGUUCUCCACUCGCAAGGAGCCCAUUGCCGAGCAGCUCAUCAAGCUGAUAGCCACGCUGUAUCAGGAGGCGGGCAAAAUCAACGAGUUUGUGGAUAUUCUCACCGCCGGCUUCUCGGGCGAUGAAACGCUCAGCACCAACACCAUCCUGGCGUUCCGUGCGCUGCUCCAGCAACAGGGCCAACAUCUGACCGUCAGCACACUGGAGUUUGUGCUGCAGCAAGUGUCCGUCUUUCUGGUGCAGAAGUCACGCCAUCAGGCUGAGGCUGCCGUCGCUUUUCUCAUUACAUUCAUCAAGGUGAUGCCCAUACCGCUGGUGGCCAAUCAUCUAGAGACUAUAAUGCGCGCGCUGUCGGCCAUGACCAAGGACACCAAGCGCUAUUGCCGCAUACAGAUUGGCUACUUCCUGAAGAAGCUCUGCAAACGCUUCAGCACCGAUGAGCUGGCGCGCUUUGUGCCUGGCGAUGAUGAGGUCACCCAUCGUCGGCUCAAAAAGAUACGCAAGCAGAUGCGUCGCGAUACGCGCAAGAAGCAAAGCGAGGAUGCGCAGGCUGAUAGUUCCGACGAGGAGCUGGUCAAUGGAGUCGAGCAGAAGAGCUAUACCAUUGAUGACAUUUUGGCCGACUCGGACUCGGACUCGGAUCUGCCAGAGGAUAUGGACACGGAGGAUGGUGCGGGCAAGACGCGCGCUGUCAAGUCCAAGAUCAAGGCAAAGCAGGCACGCAGCACUUACAUACGCGAGGAUGCCGAUGACAUAGUUGAUCUGGCCGAUGUGCGCUCCAUUGGAAACGUGUUGACUAGCGGCACUGCAGCUUCUGCUGCUGCUGCGUCCAGCGGCAAGCCGGCCAAGUCCAAGCCACAGUUGCCCAAUGGUGGCUUCAAAACAGCCGACGAUGGUCGUCUCAUUAUAAGCGACAAGGCGCUGCGUGGUCAGGGCAACGAUGAGGAUGACGACGACUCCAGUAGCGAGGACUCCUCUGCUGACAGUGGUCAUGAGGCGGAUGGCGGCAAAGCCAAGCGAGGCAUGGAGGACGACUCGAGUGAUGAGGAAGAGCUGCAGCAAGCGUCCAACCUCAAGCGCAAACGCAAGGCCACCGAUGCGUUGAGCAUGCGCUCCGGCAAGAGUGGCACAAGCACACGCAAGGGCAUACAUCGUUCACUGCCCGCCGGUGCGAGCGAUGCCAUGUCCGUCAAGUCCAGCGGCGGCGUCAGCCGUGUCGCUGGCAGCGAGUACAGCACGAAAAAAGCCAAGGGCGACAUGAAGCAGCGCGGCAAACUGGAUCCCUAUGCCUACAUACCGCUCACACGCAAUACGCUUAACAAACGCAAACGCGCCAUGAACUCGCGCAAGUUUAAGAGCGUCGUGCGUGGUGCGGGCGGAAGUGAAGCUGGAGCUACGGGUGGAGGCGGACGCGGCGGCGGUCAGCGUGGUGGUCGCGUGGGCAAGAGUUACAAGUAGAUGUGCUGCUUCCAAUUUUAACUAAGCUUGCUGUUAAGCUUUCUAAGCCUGUUAAUUUGCUUAAAUAUAAUAC
Molecule: messenger RNA, 4306 nt
Organism: Drosophila busckii
Lineage: Eukaryota; Metazoa; Arthropoda; Insecta; Diptera; Drosophilidae
Product: RRP12-like protein
Exons: 10
Coding region: 61-4233 (1390 amino acids)
Source: RefSeq, a predicted model, not a curated record